Messenger RNA from Penaeus vannamei (Pacific white shrimp), 1158 nucleotides. Lineage: Eukaryota; Metazoa; Arthropoda; Malacostraca; Decapoda; Penaeidae. The record is from RefSeq and is a predicted model, not a curated record.
GUGAACAAGAUCGUCUGCACAGAAGCGGUCCGGCAGGUCGACCGCCGCGCAGGUAUAAAAGGACGGACUCGGCCCCAGCAACGCAUUCACUGCCGGACCCUCCCAAGAGAAGCAUCAAAGAAGAUGGGCAUGUGUGGACGUGUCGCUGCCUUCCUGGCCUUGGUGGUCUUGGCCCACGCGGACUCGGGCUACCAUUUAGGUGCUCCUGGCGGAAACGGGCUUGGAGCAGGAGCUGGCUUCGGAGGAGGAGCCGGAGCAGGAGCUGGAUUUGGAGGAGGAGCCGGAGCAGGAGCUGGAUUUGGAGGAGGAGCCGGAGCAGGAGCUGGAUUUGGAGGAGGAGCCGGAGCAGGAGCUGGCUUCGGAGGAGGAGCUGGAGCAGGAGCUGGAUUCGGAGGAGGAGCCGGAGCAGGAGCUGGAUUCGGAGGAGGAGCUGGAGCAGGAGCUGGCUUCGGAGGAGGAGCUGGAGCAGGAGCUGGAUUCGGAGGAGGAGCUGGAGCAGGAGCUGGCUUCGGAGGAGGAGCUGGAUUCGGACCUUCUGGACCUUCCUGCCCCUACGUGACCUCCUACGUCACUGAGCACCGCACCCGAGUGCAGGAGGUUCCCUCUUACGAAACGGUUUACAAGAACGGCUACGACGUGCAGACCGUGCACGUCCCCGUCGUGAGCACCAUCGUCCAGACCGAGAAGGAGACGAGGUACGUCCCCGAGUACGUCACCACAACCAGCUACGACAACGUCAUCGAGACCGUCCACGACCGCAAGACUGACUACGUGACCAACUUCGACUCGGUCACCAUCACCAACGCCCAGUACGUGCCCAACACCGUCACCGUCACCUCCAUCUCGACCGUCGUGUCCGUCCAGGUGCAGUACGCCACGGUGGUCGAGACCCAGUACGUGCCCCAGCCCCUCGUGCAGACCUCGACCAACUACAAGGUCGAGUACGAGAACCAGAUUGUCCCUCGCUACGUGACCGACGUGACGACCGUCAAGACCUACACGACAGUCUGCCCUUACGGAAUCUAAGGCGGGGCCGGAGCGCCGUGCGGUCGGGAACGCAAAAAAAAAACAUCUUAAUAUUAUUUUGCUGGUAUUUAAAAUCUAUGGAUGUCAGUAUUUAAUGAUGUGUUGUGAUUGCAAUAAAUAUAUUAGCGACUC